AUGGCCCAUCUAAUACGGCACAAGAUUUCAAAUAAAAUUAUCAGUGUAAUAAACCGCGCGUCACAUCAAUCUGAGGCGAAGGUGAGCGGUGUGUUUGCGCGCCUCGGCUUCCAAGCGGCCACGGAUGAGGAAGCGCUCGCUUUCGCCCAUCGUGACAGUCUGGACUACGAUUACAGACAUGGGAUGAGAAUGGACGAAGUGAAGAUGAGUGAGGAAGGAGAUGGAAUGAUGUUGGAAGACAGUCAUUACCAAAAGCACGGCAUCAGACCCUCAGGAUCCCGAAAAAACAGCGACUCGAGCGAGAUGCGUGAAGGAGUACAAGACAAACCGGAAAUCACAGCGUGGGAUGCGGGCUGGAACGUCACCAACGCAAUUCAGGGUAUGUUUGUCUUGGGCCUCCCCUAUGCUGUCCUACAUGGUGGUUACCUUGGGCUCUUCCUCAUCAUCUUCACUGCAGUGGUGUGCUGCUACACAGGCAAGAUCCUCAUUGCGUGCCUCUAUGAGGAGAACGAGGAGGGAGAGCGUAUACGUGUGCGUGACUCAUAUGUGGACAUUGCAAAUGCUUGCUGUGCGCCACGCUUCCCUGUGCUCGGUGGCCAUGUUGUGAAUGUGGCGCAAAUAAUUGAGUUGGUGAUGACAUGCAUCCUUUAUGUGGUUGUCAGUGGCAACCUGAUGUAUAACAGCUUUCCGGGCUUGCCCAUUUCACAGAAGGCAUGGUCAGUGUUUGCUGCGGCAGCACUCGUGCCAUGCGCCUUCCUACGCAACCUGAAGGCCGUUUCCAAGCUAAGCCUGCUGUGUACAAUUGUACACUUCAUCAUCAAUGUGAUGGUGAUUGCCUACUGCCUGUCACAUGCACAGGACUGGGCAUGGGACAAGGUCAAGUUCUACAUUGACGUGAAGAAGUUCCCGAUCUCUAUUGGCAUUGUUGUUUUUAGUUACACAUCACAAAUUUUUCUGCCCUCCCUUGAGGGCAGCAUGCAGAAGCCCGCUGAGUUUCACUGCAUGUUGGAGUGGACACACAUCGCUGCAUGCAUCCUCAAAGGCCUAUUUGCCCUUGUAGCCUACCUCACAUGGGCUGACGACACAAAAGAGGUGAUCACAGAUAAUCUGCCACCUGGCAUACGGAUGUGGGUGAAUAUCUUUUUGGUUGCUAAGGCAUUGUUCUCCUACCCUUUGCCCUUCUUCGCUGCUGUAGACAUCUUAGAGAAGUCCUUCUUUCAAGAUGGAGCCGCAUUCCCAAACUGCUAUGACACAGAUGGGAGGCUUAAGUCCUGGGGUCUUGCGAUGCGAAUUGUACUUGUUGUUUUCACCCUUCUCAUGGCUAUCUUUGUCCCACACUUUGCUCUGCUCAUGGGCCUUACUGGAAGUCUCACUGGUGCUGGACUAUGCUUCCUGUUGCCCUGCUUAUUUCACCUGAAACUUCUCUGGCGCAAGCUUCUGUGGCACGAGGUCUUUUUUGACAUCUCCAUCUGUAUAAUAGGAAUUAUAUGCAGCAUCUCAGGCUUUACUUACUCCACUGAAGGACUCAUUGAGGCCUUUAAGUAUAACACCCCAGAUUAA
Neoarius graeffei (lesser salmon catfish) is the source of this 1560-nucleotide messenger RNA. Its product is annotated as vesicular inhibitory amino acid transporter-like. NCBI's taxonomy places the organism in Eukaryota, Metazoa, Chordata, Actinopteri, Siluriformes, Ariidae. Bases 1 to 1560 code for a protein of 519 amino acids. Gene Ontology annotation, cellular component: vacuolar membrane. The transcript is spliced from 2 exons. The record is from RefSeq and is a predicted model, not a curated record. Gene Ontology annotation, molecular function: amino acid transmembrane transporter activity. Gene Ontology annotation, biological process: amino acid transmembrane transport.